This is a messenger RNA of Leptonychotes weddellii (Weddell seal), 3048 nucleotides long. The record is from RefSeq and is a predicted model, not a curated record. NCBI's taxonomy places the organism in Eukaryota, Metazoa, Chordata, Mammalia, Carnivora, Phocidae.
CAGCAGGAAGUCGAUACGUGGCCGCCGCUUGUCCCCGCCGAGGAGGCGCAGCAGCCGGAGAUGGCGGCGGUGCUGAACGCAGAGCGACUCGAGGUCUCCGUCGACGGCCUCACGCUGAGCCCGGACCCGGAGGAGCGGCCCGGCGCAGAGGGCGCUCCGCUGGUACCGCCGCCGCCCUCGCCGCCCGGGGCGGGCCGGGGGCCGGGAGCCGCGGGGAAGCAGCCGGAUCCCGGGGAGGCGGCGGCCGGGGGCGCGGCGGAGGAAGCGCGGCGGCUGGAGCAGCGCUGGGGCUUCGGCCUGGAGGAGCUGUACGGCCUGGCGCUGCGCUUCUUCAAAGAAAAAGAUGGCAAAGCCUUUCAUCCAACUUAUGAGGAAAAACUGAAGCUUGUGGCACUGCAUAAGCAGGUUCUUAUGGGUCCAUAUAAUCCAGACACUUGUCCUGAGGUUGGAUUCUUUGAUGUGUUGGGGAAUGACAGGAGGAGAGAAUGGGCGGCCCUGGGAAACAUGUCUAAAGAGGACGCCAUGGUAGAAUUUGUCAAGCUCCUAAAUAGGUGUUGCCAUCUCUUUUCAACAUAUGUUGCAUCCCACAAAAUAGAGAAGGAAGAACAAGAAAAGAAAAGGUUAGAAUCUCUUCCAGCGAUAGCAGCUCCGUCCAUGUGGACCCGACCCCAGAUCAAAGACUUUAAAGAGAAGAUUCGGCAGGAUGCAGACUCCGUGAUCACAGUGGGCCGAGGAGAAGUGGUCACUGUUCGAGUCCCGACCCAUGAAGAAGGAUCAUACCUCUUUUGGGAAUUUGCUACAGACAAUUAUGACAUUGGCUUUGGGGUGUACUUUGAAUGGACAGACUCUCCGAACACUGCCGUCAGCGUGCAUGUCAGCGAGUCCAGUGAUGACGACGAGGAGGAGGAAGAAAACGUCAGUAGUGAAGAGAAAGCCAGAAAGCACGCCGCCAAGCCUCUGCUGGACGAGAUUGUGCCUGUGUACCGGCGGGACUGUCACGAAGAAGUGUAUGCCGGCAGCCACCAAUACCCAGGGAAAGGGGUCUACCUCCUCAAGUUCGACAACUCCUACUCUUUGUGGAGGUCAAAGUCAGUCUACUACAGAGUCUAUUAUACUAGAUAAAGACGUUGUUACAGAGUCUGGAGUCUAGGGUUGGGCAGAAGACAGCAUUUAGUUUGGAAUUUCUUUUGACUUUUGUGGAGCAUUGCAGUCAGUGUUUACCCUCUUGGAUUUUGGUCUGAUGGCUGGUGAACUCUUGUUGGGACUCGGGGUUCCCUUGAGACCCUUUAGCAUUAAUACUCUGGGGCUCGGGGGCUUCCUCAGAGCCCUCCAGCCCUUGGGUGCUGACCACCAGAGUCACUAAUGGAUGCUGAAGUUACAGGAGCUAUGUGUUAAAUCUUUAAGGUCUCCAAAAUAAAACCUCCCCACGUUGACCCCACCUGGCCGAUGGUGAGUCCGUUGCUGCCUGCUCCAUGUGUCUUAUGAGAGCCCGUAGUUACCGUGACUGCUGAUGGGACAUCCUCAUGUCAGUAGUCUCCGUGAGGUGCAGCUGACUUUGAUGAAGGUCAUCAUUUUUAAAGCUUAAAAACUCAAGACCUCACAGAUGAUCAUAGACAGAUUGCCUCAAUUUGAUUUUGUUCUGAACAACCCAGAUUGUUUUUGCUUUGAGUGCAGCUGUUCAGUUCAGAGUUGUAUGACAGAGAAUUAUUUUCUGAGAUAAUCUUAAGAAUGUUCAGAGCUGAUUGAUAAUCGAACUAUCAAGACACCUAGAACACCUCAGACAUCCGUCUUAGCAAGCGUCUGCUUGGUCUUUUGCUUUUCCUCUGGUCCUCACUCUGCCGGUAACAAAGCAGAACUAACUCCUUUUUGUCUUGAUUGGGCUUUUAUAGAGUACCUCAAAUUGAAACUGUUUUCUACACAAGCAGAUAGGUAGGGGUUUUAUAAACUCGAAUUGGCACCUACUGAAUUAAAAUAUAUAAAAUCACUCAAAUAUAAUUCGGUGUGUGGGGAGUAACAUUGCACUCAGUGGGAAUGACUGCCAGAGACAGUCCGUUUUCUCUUCGUGUGUUAAUACGUAGGCACAGACCCUACACAGUUCCAUUUGGAGUUGCUUACUAGAGAGGAUUGGAGACGCAAAUGCCCAUGCUUAAGUUUUUUUAUUGCUUUAAUCUGUAUUAUGUCUUCAUAGAUGGGAAGAGGUACAUUUUUGUUUUCCUUACUGAAAACAAAUAUGGAUUAAUUGCCUCAUGUUUGUAUAAGUGAUCGACUAGUGUAGAGAUUCUUGUUUUCAGAAGGGAGGGGUGGUAUAGCUAGAAAGCGACAAAGACAGCAAUACACACGUAAUGUUACUAUAUGUUGUUACUGAAAUACUUAGAUUUUUACAAUUUCAAAUCAUAAAUCACUUCUCGUAGGAGGGUCUCCAUUGAUUAGCUGCGGUAUAUACAGUUCACUACAUGAGGGGCUGUUGGUUUUUGUGUGCUGCAUUUCUGUUUUUUAAUACCUGGUUUUGUACAUACCUAACUCUGUUCUCUUUUGGUUACUCAGAAACUGGAUUAUUUUCUCCUAAGCAGUGCUUAAUUUGUGUUUUUUAAUUCUGAUUCACUAGUUCCAGCUCAGAGGUGUCCACACUGUUCUGUCUAGAACACUUUGAGGCUCUCCAUCAGCUCUCAUGUAUAUAUGGUAGAGAAACCAUGGGGUUAGGCACUUCUUGGCUUUUUUUUUUUUUUUUAAUGAGAAAAUACUGUAUUUAAAAUGUAAAAUAAACUUUUAAAAAGCAGGCACUAAUAUAUAUUUCUCCCAGCCUUUGAUUACAGAUUUGUCCUUGCACAUGUUAAGGUAAAUUAUCUUCUAAAAAUAUCAUUGUUCUCGGGAGCAGUGUAUGUCACUUUACACAGCAGUGGUUCCUGUCAUAUGUGCUCAUGUCAGAACAUUUUUUGGUUUUAAACUUUUUUAUUGCCUUUGGCUGUUGAUUAGUACAGUACAAGUGCGAUUUCAAAAAGAUCUUGAAAAUAAUAUAUUUAAUCAAUUAAAAUGUUUAUCUGUAAUCCA